GAAGUCAAACCAAGAUGGGUGGAAUACACUGCAUUUUGCAGCUCAAGGUGGAAAUUCUGAUAUAUUUAAAAUCUUGAUCUCCGAGAACCUGGAUUUUCAUAAGAAAACAAACGAGCAAAUGACAGUUUUGCAUAUAUUGCUGCUCAAAAUGGCCAUCUCGAUAUUUGUAAAAUAAUUGUAGAAAAUGUAAAAUUCAAAUCAAUUUUAAACGAGAAAUCCAUGAAAGGGAAAAAUGCUUGUCAUUAUGCUGCGGAAAGUGGGUCCAUAGAUAUACUCAAGUUGUUCGAGUCAAACAAUUUCGACAUAGAGGCAAUUACGGAUCACGGUCAUAAUAUAUUCCACAUUGCUUGCAUCCAUGAUAAACUGGAAUUGUGUCAGUUUAUUGCCAAAGAGUAUCGCAAUAUGAUCUUUGCAGAAAGCCACGAGAAAUGGAAUGCAAUUCUAUUCGCGGCCAAACACGGUUAUGUUGACAUUUUGAACUUUCUUCACGAACAGGAGGUAUGUUUUGAACAAAAAUCAGAGAGCGAUAGAAAUGCAUUACAUAUUGCCUGUGACAAUGGGCAUUUAUCUGCCUGUAAAUUUAUCAUAAAAGUCUGUCCCUCCUUGCUUCGUAUUGCUGAUUACAAAGGUAGACAUGCAGGUCACUUUGCCGCUAGAAAUGGCAAUGUCGACAUAAUGAAAUAUCUUGUUUCAAUAAAAGCGGAGGUGACGAAAAAUACUAAUACAGCGAUGAACAUUCUUCACAUGGCCUGUUUACAUUGUCGCAAAGAAAUGUGUAGGUAUCUCUUACACACCUUCCCUGCAAUGAACUUACAACGAUCAGCAAGGGGAUGGACAACUUUACAUUUCGUUGCUGAGAAGGGAAUCAAUGAGGGCAAUGAAAUCGAAAUAUUUGAAAUGUUAAUAGGUAUGAAGGAUAGUUUGGAGAUUAAAGCCUUGACGAAACAGAACAAUUCGGUUCUUACACUCGCAAUGAAAAAUAAACUUUAUGACUUUUGUGAGUAUCUUUUGCGGGAACAUUCUUAUCUAUUAGACAUACCGAAUGCAAUUAAUCCUAUGGAAAUGAAAACACUUGAUACGAAAAUGAAAAAACUCCUUAUGAAAUAUAGAAAAAGUUGAAUAAAAUAUCAAUUAAAAAAGGAGUUGUG
Molecule: messenger RNA, 1148 nt
Organism: Saccostrea cuccullata (small rock oyster)
Lineage: Eukaryota; Metazoa; Mollusca; Bivalvia; Ostreida; Ostreidae
Product: receptor-interacting serine/threonine-protein kinase 4-like
Exons: 1
Coding region: 220-1119 (299 amino acids)
Molecular function (GO): protein binding
Source: RefSeq, a predicted model, not a curated record